CUCCAACUUUAUAGGAGAUUAGUAAAAGAUUAGCUUUGUCCUGAUCUUCUCUUAAUUAAUUAAAGAUUUCUCCAAUUUGUUUUUGGGAAUUUUCAAGAAUUUUGGAAUUUGUAAGGAAAUGGAAUAUUAUGGGUUUAAUCAACAAUGGCCUAUUAGCUCAUAUGAUGAGCUAAGUGCAAUAUCUAUAGCAACUUCAUUUGGUCAUGAGAAUAAUUUGCAUGAAUCAUUCAUGUCUCAUGAUCAGCCACUAUUAGGCCAUAAAAGGCCUAUAGAAUUGUCCCAAAUUGUUGAAGAAAGGCCACUAAAGAAUUCCAAAACAGGUCACAACUGGAAUAACAAUAUUGAAAAUGACCAAAUAUUGAGCUCACAAUCUGUGGUUUCUCCCAAUUAUUCCCAUUUGAUGAACUCAUCAAAUAAUUACACUAACCAACAAGUUGUGACAAUGAAGCCCAAAGAGGAAACAACUAAUUUGUCAUCAAGCAGUAUAUCUUUUGCAGCUGAUCAUUGUCAUAACAAUAUGGUUUGUCAUCAAGAUUCUUUUGCUAAUCAGAAUUAUAUGAUGUUUAAGGCUGCUAAUAAUUCAUGUCAAGGUUCUAAUAAGAGUGUUAGCACUAAUGGAAAAUUAACACAAGCUCAAGAUCAUAUCAUUGCUGAGAGGAAAAGACGCGAAAAACUUAGCCAAAGAUUCAUUGCUUUAUCUGCUCUGAUUCCUGGACUCAAAAAGAUGGACAAGGCUUCAGUUCUUGGAGAUGCAAUAAAAUACUUGAAACAACUUCAAGAGAAAGUGAAGACACUUGAGGAGCAAACAAAGAAAAAAUCAGUGGAAUCUGUUGUAUUUGUCAAGAAAUAUGAACUUUAUGGAGAUGGUGAAAAUUCUUCUUCAGAUGAAAACUACUCAAGUGGUACUGUACCAGUUGAUGAGGCACUCCCAGAAAUUGAAGCAAGAAUAUCUGAAAAAGAUGUAUUAAUUAGAAUCCACUGUGAAAAAAGGAAAGGAAUUGUUGAGAAAACAGUUGCUGAGAUUGAGAAACUUCAUCUAUCAGUCAUUAAUACAUGUGCUUUGUCUUUUGGAUCAUCUGCUCUUGACAUUACCAUAAUUGCUCAGAUGGAUGAGGAAUUUACAAUGACAGUAAAGGAUCUUGUCAAGAAUUUGCGCUCAGCUCUCAAAAUGUUUAUGUGAAGGGUGUGAUCGAUUGACCAACUUAUCGUAAUUUCUUUUAGAGUGUUUGAUACAACGAAAGUCAUUUUACCGUUCUCUUUUUCCAGUUCCAUAAUUGGAUGUUUAGGCUUGUGAGGUCAAAUUCACCCUUUUUUUCAAAACCAAGUCCUUUGAAGCUUGUUUGCCGUGGGGUUAAUUAAGUCAUUUUGUAGGGAGGAUUUUUUUUUUUUAACCUCUCAUUUUUGCAUGGUUAAAUUUAUUAAUUAACCAUGUUCAAUUUAUCCACCUAUUGCAAAGAUAUAGUUGACCCCAUGGCUUAGGUAUUUUUUUUCUCUUUAUUGUAAAUAUUUUUCCAUGAGGAAGGUUGAGAAAUUCAACGUAUACCAAGUGGUUAGAGAAAAGGGACAAUACAAGGUUUUUUUUUUUAGGGGUGAAAUUAGGCAUCAAGCUUUGUAUCAUUAGUUUGCUUUAAUUUGUCAAUGUUUUAGACAUCCUCUUGAAAUUAUCUUUUAAUUUGGAGGGUCUCUUUUGUUGUUAUGUAAUCUCACUUUGGUUUAUUAUAUGGAAUAAAACCA
Molecule: messenger RNA, 1734 nt
Organism: Solanum tuberosum (potato)
Lineage: Eukaryota; Viridiplantae; Streptophyta; Magnoliopsida; Solanales; Solanaceae
Product: transcription factor bHLH18-like
Exons: 5
Coding region: 119-1180 (353 amino acids)
Molecular function (GO): protein dimerization activity
Source: RefSeq, a predicted model, not a curated record